This is a messenger RNA of Trypanosoma grayi, 1008 nucleotides long. RefSeq lists its product as hypothetical. NCBI's taxonomy places the organism in Eukaryota, Euglenozoa, Kinetoplastea, Trypanosomatida, Trypanosomatidae. The transcript has a single exon. The record is from RefSeq and is a predicted model, not a curated record. The coding region runs from base 1 to 1008 and encodes 335 amino acids.
AUGUCCAAAAGCUCCAGUUCUAGCAAUGAUGGUACCGGUGGUGGAAGUGGUAACGUUUCACAGGGAGAUGUGACUCACACUGCUCUCGGUGAUGCUAAUAACGAUAGUAAUACAGAAGUGUGCGAAAAGACGAUUGCUGAUGCCCAGAAGUGCAACUCAGCACCGGCUUCCGGUGUUGCUGUUCCCUGCCCGAAGGAUGUGCCUGAGAACUGCCCACAGCCCAAGGAUCUUCUGGCGGGUGGGACUUGUAGAGAGAAUGGUAAGCCUGGCCCCUGCACAGAGUCUGGCAAGUCAGCACCUAAGGCUGCUCGUCCUAAUAGCGAUGUCCAGAGUUCCCUGGAACUUCCGAAAUGUGCCGGCGCUGAGGAUUCAUUGGAUAAAGAGGUAAAUUGUGUAAAACUUGUGUCCCCACCAGUGCCUCAACCUCAGCGUCACCCAAUGCCACUGCGCGAGGGCACCUCAGGCAUGGACAGACGUUUACCAACAAGGACAGUGGUGGACCAGAUGACAAAGGAAGAAGUUCUACAAAAAAGCGAGAAAGAUUCCCGAACCGAUCCUCGUGAAGCACCACCAAACAAUCAUGAAAACGGUAACCCGCGCGACACUCAUACGACAGGUAAGGGCCUCUCGGAAGGGGGAGACUCCAAUAAGGUUUCGGAGGGUCUCACAGAAGGUUCCGAAGAGAAGAAUGAUGCCAAUGGUUCUGCUGCCUCACCACAUGCAGUAAACACACCUGGCGCUGAGAGCGCUGCUGACGAUCACCGAAAUGGAGAGCCUUCUGAGAGUACUCCUCAGGCUGCAGUCGAACAAAGUGGUGCCGUGCAAUCGCAGGCAUCUCCCACCUCUACUUCCAGGAGUGCCACGGAAGCCACAGGCAGCAGCCAGCCGAGCAGCAGUCCGUCAACCGACAAGGGCCAAGACACAAAGACGGCGGACAGCAGCGUAAGUCCUGUGUGGGUGCAUGCACCGCUGCUUCUGCUGGCGUUGUUUGCAGUGGCGGCUGUGUGA